AUGGCCAGGAUUGGCAAGUGGAAAAAUAAGGAACGGGUUCUCAUCUUUUCUUCAAGAGGAAUAAAUUUCAGAACAAGACAUUUAAUGCAGGAUUUGAGGACCUUGAUGCCUCAUUCUAAAGCAGAUACUAAAAUGGAUCGAAAAGAUAAAUUAUUUGUGAUUAAUGAGGUCUGUGAAAUGAAAAACUGCAAUAAAUGCAUCUAUUUUGAAGCUAAGAAGAAGCAAGAUCUUUAUAUGUGGCUUUCAAAUUCACCUCAUGGACCCUCUGCCAAAUUUCUUGUUCAAAAUAUUCAUACCCUAGCUGAAUUAAAGAUGACUGGAAACUGUUUGAAAGGUUCUCGACCACUUUUAUCUUUUGACCCUGCUUUUGAUGAAUUGUCACAUUAUGCUUUGUUAAAAGAACUCUUAAUUCAGAUUUUUAGUACACCACGGUAUCAUCCCAAAAGCCAACCAUUUGUGGACCAUGUAUUUACUUUCACCAUUCUGGAUAAUAGGAUAUGGUUUCGGAACUUCCAGAUCAUAGAUGAAGAUGCUCAACUUGUAGAAAUAGGACCUCGUUUUGUUUUAAAUCUGAUAAAG
This is a messenger RNA of Octodon degus (degu), 579 nucleotides long. RefSeq names its product BRX1, biogenesis of ribosomes (gene Brix1). Gene Ontology annotation, cellular component: nucleolus. The transcript has 9 exons. Gene Ontology annotation, biological process: rRNA processing; ribosomal large subunit assembly. Gene Ontology annotation, molecular function: rRNA binding. NCBI's taxonomy places the organism in Eukaryota, Metazoa, Chordata, Mammalia, Rodentia, Octodontidae. The annotation marks the transcript as partial. The record is from RefSeq and is a predicted model, not a curated record.